Molecule: messenger RNA, 2097 nt
Organism: Colletotrichum graminicola M1.001
Lineage: Eukaryota; Fungi; Ascomycota; Sordariomycetes; Glomerellales; Glomerellaceae
Product: KRI1-like family protein
Exons: 2
Coding region: 1-2097 (698 amino acids)
Biological process (GO): endonucleolytic cleavage in ITS1 to separate SSU-rRNA from 5.8S rRNA and LSU-rRNA from tricistronic rRNA transcript (SSU-rRNA, 5.8S rRNA, LSU-rRNA)
Cellular component (GO): nucleolus; 90S preribosome
Source: RefSeq, a predicted model, not a curated record
AUGGCGCCCGAAUCGAACAAAGAGAAGGUGCCGAAGAAGGUCAACCUUUUGGACGAAAGCGACUCAGACGACGAGGAUGGAGGGGCAGACAUCGCGACGCCGCAACUGAAGGUCAACGAGGAGUACGCGAAGCGAUUCGAGCACAACAAGAAGCGCGAGGAGCUGCACAGACUUGAGGAGAAGUUCAAGAAGACCGGCAAAGGCAAGGAUGACGACUCCGACGCCGACUCGUCGUCGUCGGAUGAGACCGAGGACGAAGACGGGUUCCUCGCGACCGAGGACCUGGACGCCCAGAUCUCGGCGACCCUCAGCGCGAUCAAGAACAAGGACCCCAGGGUGCUCGACAAGAACUUUUCCUUCUUCCAGGAUACAUCAAACGCCGUCGCCGAGGCGACGCCCUCGAAGAAGAAGGAGAAGCCGAUGUUCCUCAAGGACUACCACCGCGAAAAGAUCCUGGCCGGAGGCGUCGGCGCCUCCGACGACGAGGACGACGACGCCCCGCCGCCGCCGCAGACGUACAACCAGGAGCAGGACGCCCUCAAGAAGUCCAUCAUCUCGGAGAUCAACAAGGCCGCCGAGUCGGACAACGAGGACGACUUUGUGCAGCGGAAACCGGGACAGGAGGUGGUGAAGCCGCAGGACCUCGGCGACGAGGGAAUCCACCCGGCGCGCGCGGCCAACGUCAACCCGUACAAGAAGAAGACCAAGAAGCAGAUCACCGAGGACGACAUCGCCAACGCCGACAAGGACCCGGAGCUGUUCCUGUCCAACUUCAUGGCGGCGCGCGCGUGGACCGAGGGCGGCGAGCACGGCUGGAAGGCUUUUGACUCGGACGAGGGCGAGGGCGACGAGGGCGAGCUGUACGACAAGUUCGAGGAGGCGUACAACCUCCGGUUCGAGGAUCCGGAAAAGGCCAACCAGGCCCUCAAGACGUACUCGCGUGAGAUUAUCAACGCGCGGUCCGUCCGCAAGGAGGCGGCCAGCUCGCGCAAGAAGCAGCGCGAGGCCGAGCGGGAGCGCAAGGAGGCGGAGAAGCAGCAGCGCAAGGAGGAGAAGGCGCGCCUGCGCAAGCUGAAGCUCGAGGAGGCCGAGGAGAAGCUGAAGAAGAUCAAGCACGCCGCGGGCCUGAGCGGCAAGGAGCUCAAGGACGAGGAGUGGCUGCGGUUCCUCAACGACGCCUGGGACGACGACAAGUGGGAGGACGAGAUGAAGCGGCGGUUCGGCGAGGACUACUACGCCGUGGCCGAGGGCGGCGGCUCCGACUCGGACUCGGACGCGGCGGAGGAGGGCGGCGACGGCGACGACCAGAAGAAGCGGAAGAAGAAGAAGCCCAAGAAGCCCACGUGGGACGACGACAUUGACAUCAAGGACAUCGUCCCCGAGUUCAAGGACGGCACAGAACUCCCCCCCAUCACGCUCACAGACGACGAGGCGGCGGCGGCAGCAGCAGAAGAAGAACAAGAAGAAGAAGACGACGACGACGACGACGAGGACGGCCGCCCGUCCAAGAAGCGCAAGACGACAAAGGACCUGAAGAAGGAACGGCUCGAGGCCAAAAAGGCCGCCAAGGCCGAGCGGGCCAAGCUCGAGGCCCUCGUCGACGCCAAGAUGGACAUGGACGCGGCGCUGCCGUCCGGCUCCUCGUCGCAGAAGGACACGGAGCUCCCGGCCUUCCGGUACCGCGAGACGUCGCCGCAGUCGUUCGGCCUGACGGCGCGCGACAUCCUGCUGGCGCCCUCGGACGCGGCGCUCAACAGCUUCGCCGGCCUCAAGAAGCUCGCGACCUUCCGCGACGAGGACAAGAAGCGCAAGGACAAGAAGCGCCUCGGCAAGAAGGCCCGCCUCCGCCAGUGGCGCCGCGAGCACUUUGGCCAGGAGUACGAGCGCACCGGCCCGACCUUCGGCCUCGACGAGGUCCAGCUCAAGGAGAAGAAGAGCAAGAAGCGGGGCAAGAAGCGCUCGGGCGACGGCGGCGACGGCGAGGGUGGGGUCGAGGAGAACGCCGAAGACGGCGGCGCCGCGCUGGACGGCGCCAGCAAGAAGCGCAAGAGGUCCAGGGGGGGCAAGAAGAAGGCCGAUGGCGUAGCGGCGGAGUGA